GGAGAUUUUUGUGGGGGCUGUGGGCACAGACGGACUCGGCCGGGGCCCGAUGCAUCCCCCCGCCCCGGUCUCUGAUUCUCUCCCUCUCUUCCGCCUGUCUGUUUUCUUUUCAGUUAGCCCAUGUUAGACUGUGAUGGGAUUCAGUGGCGGAGCCGAUGUGAGAAGGAGCCGAACCGGCCAUUUACAGCCGUAGAGACGAUAAUAAAACAAACUUUUAUAUAUAUAUAUAUAUGCAUCUGCUAUAGCUGCAGGGCAUUCUGGAGAUCACCAACAUGACAGUUCACUAUCAUGCAGCAUUGACGUGUACCUCUUUUCCUUUCCUCCAUCCAUCUUUUCUGUAAUAAGGGGGAAGAGGAAGAAGGAAGAAUAAUACCCAACAAAAUUUUGAGAUGGGCGUAACGGAAAUGGGCAGGAGGAAGGAGACGAGAAGGUCCCUCACCGUGGCGCCCUUCGAGUGCGCAUGGAGGAAGGAGCUGAAGUUCAGAGAUGCCGGCAGAGGGUGCGUCUCCUUCGACGCCUUCGCGCAGAACGACGUCACGAUAGUUUUCCGGGAGCAGGCCGGCAGCCGGCACUACAAUUACAAGAUGGAUAGCACCCCCAAUUACACCGUCAUCCUCGGUAGCCACCGGAACAAGAGGCUGAAGAUCGAGGUAAGCGGGAAAACGGUGGUUGACGUCGCCGGCAUCGGCCUCUGCUCUUCUUCCUCGUUCCAGAGCUACUGGAUCAGCAUCUACGACGGGCUCAUCAGCAUAGGCAAGGGUCGCUGCCCCUUCGAGAACAUCGUGUUCCAGUGGGUCGAUUCGCAGCCAACGUUUAAGGUCCAGUACAUAGGUCUCAGUAGUUGGGAUAAACACGUUGGUUACAGGAAUGUCUGUGUUCUGUCCUUAGAUAAAGACUGCAAUUUCCUUGAAAGGAGACUCUUGGAUGUGGAUGAUAUGAUCGAAGUGGACGUUGGCGACGACGAUGGAGAAGGCGAAGAGAGUGAUGAGGAGAAGAGGAGGGAUAACGGAAAUGAUGGGAGCAGAGAUAAGAUAGAAUUGGAGCACUUUUUGGAGAGUUGGGAUCUCUCGGAUGUCAUGUUUGUUGUUGGUGCUGAUGAGAAGGUUGUUCCUGCUCAUAGUGUUAUUUUGAGAUUGUGCGGUAACUUCUGUGAUGUUUCUUCAUCAACUGGGGAGGCAAAAGUUAUUAAGAUUCCUUGGGUGGGUUAUCCCAUUCUUCAUGCCCUGCUUAAAUUCAUAUACACAGGCAGAACCCAGAUUUUGGAAUCAGAGCUUGAGGCUUUGAGAGAUCUGAGCAGAGAAUUUCAAUUUGUUCCCUUAGUGGAGAGAUGCGAAGAGACUAUGAACUGUGGAAAAAGGAAAGACUCGUCAAAUGAAUUGGAAAUACUCCAUUAUAGCAUUCCUUCACAUUGUUGGGGCGUCUUUCCAUAUGAUCUUCCACUCGACGUGAAGAAGUUAAGGCAAUUGCUUUCGACCGGCGAGGAAAGUGAUGUGGACGUAUAUAUUGAUGGCUAUGGGGUGAUAGCCCGAGCUCAUAAGCUAAUACUCAGCUUGUGGAGUACUCCAUUCUUCAAGAUGUUCACCAAUGGAAUGAAAGAAAGCAGUUCAAAAGCUAUCCGCCUGUGGGAUGUAUCUCCUGAGGCUUUUUUGGCUAUGCUUCGGUUCAUGUACGGUGGAGAUCUUGAACUGAAAGACAGUACAGAAAUGGUUUCAGUGUUGAUACCUCUUCUUUUUCUGGUUGAUCAAUUUGGGGUGAAUUAUCUUCAUCAUGAGUGCUGCAAAAACAUUCUAGAAUGCCUUUCUGAGGAUUUGGUGUGCCCUGUCCUACAAGUAGUAUCAACACUUCCAUCUUGUAAGCUUCUCCAAGAGACAUGUGAGAAGUACUUUGCAAUGCAUUUUGAUUACUGCACAACUACCAAUACAGAUUUUGUGAUGUUAAGCAAGGCUGCAUUCACCAGGAUCCUUGAGCAUCCUUACUUGACCGUAACAUCUGAAGAAAAAGUCCUGGAUGCUGUUAUAUUGUGGUGCAUGCAAGCGGACAAGAUUUGUGGGUGGCAAUCUGUUGAUGAGCUCUUGAACAUUUCAACACCUGAAGCCAUUUUUUCAGAGAGGCUUCUGUCAAUCCAUUUGCUGCUCCCUCUUGUACGGUUUCCAUUAAUAUCCACAACAACACUUCAAUUGCUUGAGAGCAGCAACCUUAGCAGGCAGAUUCCAGUUAUCCGACAACUUGUUGAGGAAGCCCUUAGCAACUCUAACAUGGGGGCAGCAGGAAAGAUGAAUGAUCACAAUGCAAGAUUUCAGCAUCGAGCGACAAGCUUCAAAGAACUAAGAUAUAUAUGCGAUGGAGACAAUAAUGGUGUGAUGUACUAUUCUGGCACCUCAUAUGGGAAACAUCAAUGGGUUAAUCCCGUCAUAGCCAAGAGAGUUAUUAUUACUGCUAGCAGUCCUACUUCAAGAUACACAGACCCUAAAGCACUAACAUCAAGAGCCUACCAGGCAACCUCCUUUACUGGACCACAUGUUGAAGGAGGUCAAAGCUGCGCUUGGUGGAAGGUUGAUCUUGGUCAAGAACAUCAGCUCAUGUGCAACUACUACACCAUGAGACAAGAUGGUUCCACGGCCUAUCCAAGAUGCUGGUCUUUAGAGGGUUCACUGGAUGGGGAGAAAUGGAGUGGAUUGCGCACACAUGAAAAUGACCAAACAAUUUGUAAGCCGGGUCAGUUUGCAUCAUGGCCAGUCAACGGACCAAAUGCACUACUUCCUUUCAGAUUUUUCAGAAUAAUAUUGACUGGUCCCACUACUGCAGUUUCAAAUCCAUGGAAUUUCUGCGUUUGUUUCUUAGAACUGUAUGGAUAUUUUCGCUGAGAAUGUCAUUUAAAUGUAAAAGUAAUAGUACCUGCCCCCACUGUGAAGUUGUACAUUAUGCUAAACAAAUAAGAGUAGUUCUUUUUCA
Messenger RNA from Nymphaea colorata (pocket water lily), 2952 nucleotides. RefSeq names its product BTB/POZ domain-containing protein At2g30600. The transcript is spliced from 13 exons. The record is from RefSeq and is a predicted model, not a curated record. Lineage: Eukaryota; Viridiplantae; Streptophyta; Magnoliopsida; Nymphaeales; Nymphaeaceae. Gene Ontology annotation, molecular function: protein binding. The coding region runs from base 390 to 2864 and encodes 824 amino acids.